UUCUUUCUAGAAAACUUGAACUUUCUGGACUGACGUUUGUCCUGGUUGGUGUCGGUGCUGUUGGAAUCGCUCGGAAGUGUUUUCGCCCUUGACCAAUAUCCGCACUCCUGCACUGAGUUCGGCGUUGGUCCUACCGCAGUUUUCAUUUUAACUCAAAGGCUCUCGCAAUAUUAAUAUUCAGUGUUGUUCAUCAAUCUUUGUGCCGUGUUACGUCAAGUGCGUGCGCUGGUAAAUCGCUGAUCGUAUCUAAUUUCAAUCAGGAGACCCGAACACCCUUGAUCUUGGAGAGGACGAUCCAGGAGUGCGCGAGUGUUUCGAAUCUUGCAUCAUCUCGUUCCGAACAGCUGGUCGCGCGCACGAUUCGAUAGAACCGGAAGAACCAUCGGGGACGUAUCUCUUUGCUUUGUACUCUGAUCAGGAAUCCGACGUAAAAAAACCAGUGAUAGCUUGAAUUCGUGUCCGAAAACUUUAACGCUUUCGAGGAUCAACAAACGUAACAAAAGUGGCAGUUGCGUCCAUCGUAAAACCGAUACCCGACAACUUUUCUGAAUACUUGAAUUCUAUCGCGGAGUGUCGGUCGCAACUACUUAAAUAACCAGUGCAGAUCGGAAUAAGAUGCUCUGAUCAUCGUACCUCGAUUUAGGUUAGUUCGGCCAUGCAGUGCUCGCCCACCGCCUCGACGGUUGCCGGCCGAAGCGGACUGCCUCUUGGAGCCUGAAGAGACAGGAGAGUCCUCGGGGAUGAAGUGAGGUCGGAACCGCGAGACGCGAUGGCCGAACUGUGCGGUAGUUUGCCGCGGCGGCACGGGCGCCGUCGCUCGAGGCGCAGCAGGAGCCGCCACGCCAAGCGGAGUCGCUCGGCGAACACGACGAACACGUCGAACAUGACGAGCAUGAACGCCCGCGAAGAGGUGAACGUCGCCGAGGAGGUGGCCAAGCUCCGCGCCGAGUACGACGCCUCCAUGACGUCACUGCGAAACACGGAUUCCAACUCGAACGUGCUCGCUGCCCCUGAAACGCCGGACGGCGAGCGAAGGCCGUGUCACGUCAAAGGCCCGGUAUCCGGCGAUCUGCAAAAGACGCCCAGGAAGGAUGUUGACGUAGCUGGGAACGGUUCCCUGGAAUCCACCUGCCCAAAUAAGACUGAUACUCGUUUUAACCUCGGCGAAACCGAUAAGACUGAAUGUUUGAUCCCGAAAAGCGCGAGUCUCGUGAAACAAGUCGAGGCUCUCAGAACGUCUGUGAUGGAUAAGUGUGAACCCCUAGUCAAUGGCAUGUCUUUCAAAAGCGCCCUCGAGAGCCGGAAGGAAGCGCCGAAGAGCUUCGAGGUGGACGAAAGGAAACCGCCGGUGAUCUACUCGAGGAAGAACUCUUUGCUCAACGAUGAUAACAGCGCUCGGGCUCCGAAAGGCGACGCGGAUUGGCGUCGGAGUUCGAUCGGGGAUAAACACCACCCGAAGAACGAUGCGCCGACGGAUAGGAAAUUCUCUCAAUCCAGAGAGAGGUAUUUCGUUCGGAGGAACUCUUUGCCGAGGGAGGACGUCUCCUCGAGGAGAAAUUCCUUGUCCCAAGAUGAAACUUGCGGCAGGAAGAAUUCGUUCAGCAAGAGCGAGUUUUCCUCCAGGAGGAACUCUUUCACCAAAGCUGACUACGAAAGAAGGAACUCGGAGAAAUCCUACGCCAGGAAAAAUUCGUUCUCGAAGGAAGACAAGUCAUCGCGGAAAAACUCGUUUUCUCAAAAUGAGCCGCUCGCGAAAGGAAGCAAAGAACCCAAUAGCAGGAGAGGCUCUUUUUCUGACAACCCGCAGUCCUUCAGGAAGAACUCGUUCUCGAGAAAUGAAGGCCCCCCGAAGAAUGACGAGUUCGGAGGGAGGCAGCGAAUCGUUUAUGCGAGUAAGCCCUUUAAGAAAGAUUCGCCCAACACCAACUCGAGAAGAAACUCAUUCUCUAAUGCAGGUCCGUACAUCAGGAAGAACUCCUGGUCCCAGAGCGAUCACUCAUCAAGGAGUAAAGAACUGGAGCAGCAAAUCCAGCAUGAACAUCAGACCAAAGAUAGUAGCGUUGAGCAAAAUUCCAAAUAUUCAUCUAGAUCAGAUAACUAUUACCAAUCUGGUGAAGGCUCGUGUUCUAACAAUGAGCAAUCUCCAAAAAAAAUUUCCUCGCCUGAAAACGAACUGAGGGGAUCGGAACUAUCUCCCGAAGGCGAACUUAAUUCCGGAGGCGGUAAGACAAAGGACACUCACACUUCCUCCACUUCAAGUAACAGUGUGUCCUCAUUGACAAGUAACUCUUCUCAUAAAAUCACAAGUGAAAGUCUGGAACCCUCAGGCCCUAACAAAUUUGACGUUAGAAAUGAUGUGUUAAGUAACCCUCAAAGUGCCCAUCAAACUGAAACCUCAGUGAUCAAUGGCUCCCGGUUGAGUCUUAAAGCAGUGCCCUCCGUUGAACAUGACUUUAACGCAACCAUCAGAAGCGUACACCUAACGGUAGUCUCUCCAAACUUAUGUCACAACUCUAGUAAUGUUUCUGCGAGUUGUAUCUCGCCAGAGCAGGAUAAUCUAACCAGCCAAAUUGGAAACACUGCGCUCAAUAAUCCAAAUCCUGCAUCAGCUACUUUGAUUCCGCACAGCCUUCAUUUUUCAUCAAUGGCACCUGGUCAUCAUUCAGUGCUGCCUGGUGCCAUCCAGGAGCCGGGAAAAAAUGAAAGUAUCAUGUCUGAUCAGAAGACAGCUACUGCACCAGGAAAUGCCUCAUUACAGUCAAAGAAUAACAGAUUUGGCUCUGUCGCUGAAUUUAAGGGAAGUGCGAAUGAAUUAUCUGGCACAUCUAAUCCUUCGGAAUCUGCUCAUAAUUACUCCGAAACAAAGAUCAGUGAGAGAAAUUCUGACAGAAGGCCAAGUGCAUCUGCUGCUCUUAGCAAUGGUCUUACCAUUCGCAUGAAUUCGACCGAGGAGCCACGUGAACUUAACUCUACGAGGAGUGUAGUCAAAGAUGUGACUUAUAAUCCCUCAUUAGUUGAAGUAUGUAAAAAUAUUUGCGAGGAAUUUUCUGCCUCCAUUGAUCCCCUUGGCACGAGUUUCAACACAGUUUCCGAAAAUGGCCUAAGUGAAUCAGGUCAAUGGAGUCCAACAAAUCCUGUGGGCAAAAAGAAAUAUCCCAAAGACUUCCUCCUCUCUCUGGCUGAUAUGCCGCAGUGUAGGAUCCAACCAAAUCUGCCUAUGAACGUGCGGGUUUCUGUUGAAAAGGUUUCUGGUGGUGGUUCAGGUGGAGGCCCCAGUAUGUAUCGACCAAAGAUUGAUGAGCUGUAUCCUUUCUCCAAGGGCAGUUCACAAAGUCCUAGGAUAUCUCAACAUAGUGCAUAUCCCUUCCCUUCAAUUACGAAGAGGCCUAGUCAAAACCGUGGUAUGAACAAAUCCAAUAAAAUUCAGUUAUCCUUAUCACUGCAUGAAGAUGUUAAACUCAAGGAAACUGAAAACGCAUGGAAACCUGUCAAGCUGGCCAAGAAAACUAAUGUAGAUAUGAACUCUGAAGAAAAGAAAACAGAGGAACUCUACAACAAAGUUAGAAGUAUAUUGAACAAGCUGACGCCGCAAAAAUUAGACACUCUAGUCAACCAAAUUAAAGAUUUACCAAUCAACAAUCCUGAACGAUUAGGAGGAGUAGUAGAUUUAAUUAUCAAGAAG
This is a messenger RNA of Bemisia tabaci, 3682 nucleotides long. The record is from RefSeq and is a predicted model, not a curated record. Lineage: Eukaryota; Metazoa; Arthropoda; Insecta; Hemiptera; Aleyrodidae.